AGCCAUCAACAUGUAUAUAAAUUGAGCACCCGAGGGAACAUACUCAAAAACAUUGUUGUAACUUAGAAUCCCCCAUGGCUUCUUCACUAGUAGGACUAGCAAUUGAAUCACCUCUACUACUACUAUCCCUUCUUUUGCUCCUCCCCCUCCUCUUACUACUACUAAGGAGUAAAAGAUCCUCCAAUAGAACCAAUCUCCCCCCUUCCCCUCCUAAGCUCCCUUUCAUAGGCAAUCUCCACCAAUUCGGUUCGCUCCCUCAUCGCGCUCUCCACGCUCUUUCCACCAAGUAUGGCCCCCUCAUGCUUCUCCGCCUCGGCGAGAUCCGAACACUUGUCGUAUCGUCUCCUGACACGGCUCGCGAGAUCAUGAAAACUCACGAUCAAAUCUUCGCGAACCGCCCUUCUCUGAGGUCCGCGGAGAUCAUCCUAUAUGACUCGAUGGAUUUAGCUUUCGUACGCUACGGUGAGCAUUGGAGGCAAAUGAGGAAGCUAUGCAUAAUCCACUUAUUAAGUGCUAAAAGAGUGCAAUCAUACAACCAAGUGAGAGAAGAGGAGGUGGCCAUCAUGAUCCAAAAGAUCACUCAAGUCUCUCUCAAGCCAAGUUUGGUGGAUUUAAGUGAAAUUCUAUACUCCUUCGCAAACGAUAUCGUUUGUAGGGUGGUUUCGGGGAAGUUCUCUAGAGAGGAAGGGCGAAAUGAGCUAUUCCGCAAACUUAUCGAGGAGAAUGGUUACUUACUUGGGGGGUUCUUUGUGGAGGACUAUUUCCCUUCACUAGGAUGGUUGGAUAAGUUCCUAAAGUUGAGCGCGAGGGCGAAGAGGAACUUCAAGAGAUGGGAUAAGUUACUUGAGGAGGUGAUCAAGGAGCAUGAGAGUAGGGAGAAGGUUAAAAAAGAUGAUGAGGAGGAGGAUUUUGUGGAUGUGUUGCUCACUCUUCAAAAAGACCCAAACAUGGAUGUUGCUUUGAAGAGAGAGCACAUUAAAGCACUUUUACUGGAUAUGUUUGCAGCAGGAACAGACACAACAUACAUAGUCCUCGAAUGGCUCAUGGCGGAGCUUGCUAAAAGCCCUAAUGCAAAGAGGAGGUUACAAGACGAGGUGAGACGAACCAAAGCUACCAAAGGUGGCAUGAUCGGAGCCCAGGAUUUGAACACGAUGAGCUAUUUGAAGGCCGUGGUUAAGGAGGCACUGAGGUUGCACCCUCCAGCUCCGCUACUGCUUCCUCGAGAAUCAACACAAGAUUGCUAUGUGAAAAACUACUUCAUUCCGCAGAAAACGCGGGUGAUCAUUAAUGCUUGGGCCAUCAAUCGAGACCCCGUUCUUUGGAAUUCACCCGAUGAAUUUCGUCCCGAGAGGUUUCUCGACAGUUCUUCGGUAGAUUUUAAAGGAAAUGAUUUUCAGUUCAUUCCUUUCGGUGCGGGUCGAAGGAUUUGUCCUGGGAUGCAAUUUGCAGUGUCAACUUUAGAGCUCGCGGUCGCGAAUCUUGUAUAUAGAUUCGAGUGGGAGUUGCCUCAUGGCUUGAGAGAAGAGGAGUUUGACAUGAUUGAGGCUCCUGGAUUGACUACAAGGAAGAGAGAAAAGCUUAUGCUUGUGGCUAAACCAUGUUGCAUAUAGAUCAUAUAUACGUACGUAUACCAUGUAUGCAUGAAUAAGAUAAGAGAAAUGUUGGUCUCUCUCUCUUUUUUUUAUUCUAGCUCUUAAAGAUCUUAUGAUUGAUUAGUUUGGACGCUAUUAUGUACUCUGCUACUACGUACUCUGCAAACUUGUAAGGUUUGUUUAGAAUUAUGAAAAGUUUGCAGUACAUACAGUACAUGCAGUAAAAAAGUACGAUUGAUGAAA
Molecule: messenger RNA, 1835 nt
Organism: Ananas comosus (pineapple)
Lineage: Eukaryota; Viridiplantae; Streptophyta; Magnoliopsida; Poales; Bromeliaceae
Product: cytochrome P450 71A1-like
Exons: 2
Coding region: 75-1610 (511 amino acids)
Molecular function (GO): oxidoreductase activity, acting on paired donors, with incorporation or reduction of molecular oxygen; monooxygenase activity; heme binding
Source: RefSeq, a predicted model, not a curated record